Molecule: messenger RNA, 7761 nt
Organism: Python bivittatus (Burmese python)
Lineage: Eukaryota; Metazoa; Chordata; Lepidosauria; Squamata; Pythonidae
Source: RefSeq, a predicted model, not a curated record
GUUAUGAGAAGACAGAUGAUGUUUCAGAGAAGACAUCAUUAGCUGAUCAAGAGGAAGUGAGAACUAUAUUUAUCAAUCAGCCACAAUUCUCUAAAUUCUGUAGCAAUCAUGUCAGCACUGCAAAAUACAAUGUUAUCACAUUCCUGCCAAGGUUCCUCUAUUCCCAGUUCAGGAGAGCUGCUAAUGCCUUUUUUCUUUUCAUUGCAUUGCUUCAGCAAAUUCCAGAUGUUUCUCCAACAGGACGGUAUACUACUUUGGUCCCUCUCUUAUUUAUUUUAGUUGUAGCAGCAGUUAAAGAAAUAAUAGAAGAUAUUAAAAGACAUAAAGCUGAUAAUGCUGUGAAUAAAAAGGAAAUACAAGUAUUGAGAAACGGAGCUUGGGAAAUUGUACAUUGGGAAAAGGUAGAUGUUGGAGAUAUAGUUUUAAUAAAAGGCAAAGAAUAUAUACCUGCUGACAUUGUACUUCUCUCAUCAAGUGAGCCGCAAGCUAUGUGCUACAUUGAAACAUCAAAUUUAGAUGGUGAAACUAAUUUAAAAAUACGACAGGGCUUGCCACUGACAUCUGAUAUAAAGGACAUUGACAGCUUGGUGAGGCUUUCAGGCAAAAUUGAAUGUGAAAGUCCUAACAGGCAUCUCUAUGACUUCGUUGGAAAUAUUAGACUAGAAAGCCAUGGGACUGUUCCACUGGGGCCUGACCAAAUUCUUCUCCGUGGUGCUCAGCUAAGAAAUACACAAUGGGUUCAUGGAAUAGUUGUUUAUACAGGACAUGAUACAAAACUCAUGCAGAACUCAACAAGCCCACCUCUUAAACUAUCUAACGUGGAAAGGAUUACAAAUAUACAAAUUCUGUUUUUGUUCUGCAUUCUUAUUGCCAUGUCUCUGAUCUGUUCCAUUGGUUCAGCUAUAUGGAAUCAAAAGCAUGAAGGGAGAGACUGGUACAUCAAUCUAACCUAUGGUGGAGCUAAUAAUUUUGGACUAAAUUUCCUGACGUUUAUCAUUCUCUUCAAUAAUCUAAUUCCGAUCAGCCUGUUAGUUACACUGGAAGUUGUUAAAUUUAUUCAAGCAUAUUUUAUAAAUUGGGAUAUUGACAUGCACUAUGAACUUACAGACACUGCUGCCAUGGCACGUACAUCCAAUCUUAAUGAAGAACUCGGCCAGGUCAAAUACAUAUUUUCGGACAAGACAGGUACCUUGACGUGCAACGUAAUGCAAUUUAAGAAGUGUACCAUAGCAGGAAUAUCUUACGGGGAGAGUUCACAAGCAAGGGAAGAAAAAACAUUUAGCGACUCAUCAUUACUGGAAAACCUCCAAAACAAACAUCCAACUGCACCUAUAAUUUGUGAGUUUUUGACAAUGAUGGCAGUUUGUCAUACAGCUGUUCCAGAAAGAGAGGAUGAUGGGAUAAUUUAUCAAGCAGCAUCUCCAGAUGAAGGAGCUUUGGUUAGAGCAGCUAAGCAACUUCAUUUUGUUUUUACUGGAAGAACACCGGACUCUGUCAUUCUAGAAUCUCUGGGUCAAGAAGAAAGAUAUGAAUUGCUAAAUGUGUUAGAAUUUACAAGUUCUAGGAAAAGAAUGUCUGUGAUUGUACGCACGCCAUCAGGAAAAUUAAGACUGUACUGCAAAGGAGCUGACACAGUAAUUUAUGAUCGUCUGGCUGAAAAUUCAAGAUACAAAGAAAUUACCUUGAAACAUUUAGAGCUAUUUGCUACUGAAGGUUUGAGAACACUCUGUUUUGCUGUUGCUGAGAUUUCAGAAAGUGAUUAUCAGGAGUGGCUGAAUGUGUAUCGAAGAGCUGCAGCUUCUAUUCAAAACAGAGCACUAAAACUUGAAGAGAGUUAUGAACUAAUUGAAAAAAAUCUCCAGUUACUUGGAGCUACAGCCAUAGAAGACAAGCUACAAGACCAAGUGCCUGAAACAAUAGAAACACUAAUGAAAGCAGAUAUCAAAAUUUGGAUUCUUACUGGAGACAAGCAAGAGACAGCCAUUAACAUUGGACAUUCCUGUAAACUCUUGAGAAAGAACAUGGGGCUAAUUGUCAUAAAUGAAGGCUCUCUUGAUGCAACAAGAGAGACAUUAAGCCAUCACUGCAGCACUCUUGGUGACGCUUUGAGGAAGGAAAAUGAUUUUGCGCUAAUUAUUGAUGGUAAAACAUUGAAGUACGCUUUGACAUUUGGUGUAAGGCAGUAUUUCUUGGAUUUGGCUCUGUCAUGUAAAGCUGUCAUUUGCUGCAGAGUUUCACCUCUUCAGAAAUCUGAUGUUGUAGAAAUGGUUAAAAAACAGGUAAAGGUAGUAACAUUGGCAAUUGGUGAUGGAGCAAAUGAUGUCAGCAUGAUACAAACAGCACAUGUAGGUGUUGGCAUUAGUGGAAAUGAAGGGCUCCAAGCAGCUAAUUCUUCAGAUUAUUCAAUAGCUCAGUUCAAGUACUUGAAGAACUUACUUUUGGUCCAUGGUGCCUGGAAUUAUAGCAGAAUUGCUAAAUGCAUUUUAUACUGCUUCUACAAGAAUAUUGUCCUUUACAUUAUUGAGAUAUGGUUUGCAUUUGUUAAUGGAUUUUCUGGACAGAUACUUUUUGAAAGAUGGUGCAUAGGACUUUAUAAUGUGAUCUUUACAGCUAUGCCUCCAUUGACACUUGGAAUAUUUGAGAGAUCCUGCCACAAAGAAAACAUGCUAAAAUACCCUGAAUUAUACAAGACCUCCCAAAAUGCUCUGGAUUUCAAUUCAAAGGUUUUCUGGGUUCAUUGUUUAAAUGGCCUCUUUCAUUCAGUAAUCCUGUUUUGGUUUCCACUAAAAGCCAUCCAGUAUGAUACUGUGUUUGCCAGUGGUAAAACUUCAGACUACUUGCUUUUGGGAAAUGCUGUAUAUACAUUUGUGGUAAUAACUGUGUGUUUAAAAGCUGGAUUAGAGACUUCAUAUUGGACUUUGUUUAGUCAUAUAGCUAUAUGGGGCAGCAUUGCACUCUGGGUAGUAUUUUUUGGCAUCUACUCUUCUUUAUGGCCAAUCAUUCCUAUGGCACCAGACAUGUCUGGAGAGGCAGUGAUGUUAUUCAGCUCCGGAGUCUUCUGGAUGGGCUUAUUAAGUAUUCCAAUGACAGCACUGAUAUUUGAUGUAGUAUAUAAAGUAGUAAAGAGAGCAGCAUUUAAGACUUUAGUAGAUGAAGUUCAGGAGUUGGAAGCAAAAUCUCAAGAUCCAGGAGCUGUUGUUCAUGGGAAAAGCUUAACUGAAAGAGCUCAGCUAUUGAAAAACGUCUUUAAGAAAAACCAUCUCAACUUGUACCACUCUGAAUCUUUGCAACAAAACUUACUUCAUGGAUACGCUUUCUCACAAGAUGAAAACGGAAUUGUUUCACAGUCUGAAGUAAUAAGAGCAUAUGAUACAACAAAACAGAGACCUGAUGAAUGGUGAAGGACAAUGUCACAGAGUUCCAAUAUUUGCCAUAUCAAGGCAAAUUAAUGCAUAUUUCCUGCAUCUGCACACAUGGUCCAGUAACAAGAUUAGAGGGAGUUGUAUGUUGUUACUCUUGUUUCUUGAAGUUCACAUAUUGAGUAGACAUAAGCACUGUGCAACUAUACUCUAAUACACCAUCUCUAAAAAUUUUCAAAAGUUGCUUGGAUUUUGUAAACGGAUACUGAUAAUUACCUGCAGCCUUUUCAAACAGCUUAUUUACAGUGAAGAUGAGUACUGUUCCUGUGUAUAGAGAGAAAUACUGUGGAUAUAGAUAUCUAUCUUGAAUAUAAUGAACAACCAGAUUGCUCAACAUACUAUACAUUGAGAAGCAUAGCCUUUGCAAAGGUGUAUACAUGGUGAAAUUAUUUGAAAUAAUGAGCCUUUGAUUUCCACAAGUGCUAAAGAACCAUUUUAAUUACCUUAAUUCAUGUGAUGAAGAAAGAUUUCAAAGCAAGUAUUAACAAGGAAUUGUGACAAAUGAGCUUGUUUGCCAAAGAAGUUCCAUAUUUCUCAUUUUAGUCAUCAUUUGUAGAGAUAAAGGAUAGUGAUAGCAAUGGUGUUUGAUGUCAGAAUUGCAUGUUUGAUACUCUGUACUUGAAAAGUUUUACAAUAAUAUGAAAACUGAUAUAAUUUGAUUUUUAUUGCAUUUAUUUUCAGAUCUGCAGUUACUUUCACCUUUGGCCUUACAGACACCUUUCUUUUCUCUUUUGUGUUCCUUUAACAGAAUGUGUACAUUUAACACAACAUUCAUUUUCUCUGUCAUGAGUAUGUGUCUUUGAGACUUGUUACCUGCUUUAAAAUCCUGAUUUGGAGACAUUUGUGUGCAAGAUUGGGCUGUGUUUAAGAUGUUCCUUUGCCACUCUCCCUGUACAUAUAAUCAGAACUUUCAUUUUAAAAAGCAAGGGUUACUUGUUGGGGUUGGCAGAGAGAAAAGAUGGUGCCUUAACUAAGUUUCCUGUUUCCCAAACAGGCAUGAACACUGUCAGAAAAGAAAGAGCCAACUACUGUAUAUUAUUGACUGUUUGGACAUAGUUCAAGACCAUAGUGCAUUGCGUACAUCCCACAUGGAUACAUAUGUAUAGGCCCCAUAAAGAGAACCCAAACCAGAAUUUUGUAAUAUUUACAGAAGCCAGAAACAGAUUGUUCUUAGUGGAUUGGCAUGGAGGUGUUCUUCAAAAUGCAAAUUUUAUUUACAGAACAUUUUACGUAUAAAUUAGUUUACUAUAAAAUAAUUUGCUUUGUUAGUCGUCGUCAUCUAAAAAAAGGAAUAGAUGUUAUCAGCUUAGUACUAUACUAUACAUUGUUUGCACUAUAAAACAGUUUAUUUUUGGUAUUUAAUAUAUUCUGUUUAUACAUUCCCAAAUUUGAUUUAAAUUAGCUAACGUUUGAGAAUUUAAAAUAAUAAGGUUUGUGUGUGUUUUAAAUAAAAACAUUUUCUAACCAGUAAUGUAAAACUUCCCUUCUCAUUAACUGAAAUGUUUUGAUUAAAUGUUUUUAAAUAUGUCAUUUUGUAAAAUCAUAAUGAAAAAAACUAAUAUUAAAUUGCAACGUCCUUUUUUCCACUGUGCGUGUUAAGAGCCAUUUCAAUUGGUCAAUAAUAUAUUUUAUAUAGACAGUUCCAUGUCUGAUUUCAGUGACAUGUCCAAUUUGUUUACCUAUCUAUGGACAAGGAUAAAAAUUAUGGUAAAUUCAAUAUUUGUGGGUUGUGUUUCUACAUUAAGUCCAUUUUUAAAAAGUAAUGCGAAAUAGAAACACUAUUUAUUAAAUAUUGCAUAUACUUCUGAAAUAUUUCAUAUAUUUAUGAUUUAAGUAUACAAUUUUUCAUACUUAUUUCAUAACUGUGCUCAUAGUAUAAAGUUAUUUUUCUCUGGCUAAGCAGAAAAUAAACAAGGAGUCAAUGAAGUCUCUCGUUAAAAAGGGCUCUCCUUCUAAUCUUGCAGCCUGAAAUUGCCUUUAGGAAAGCUAUUUCUGGCACAGAUCAUUAAUAAAGCAAUGAGAGCCAAAUAAAUUGACCUACUAUACACACAUACACCCACACAUUCACACUGUCACAUAUACACAGUUAAGGGCAUCUUCAAAAACCUGGAUUAUUGCUUUAUAUUAACACAAAAUAUUUCUGAAGCAAAUUAUUAAAAAAUACGAUAGCAUAUUUACAGUACAGUUUUAAGCGGCGUAUAUUUCUUUUAGAAUCAAAAAAAUAAAUUCAGAUAAUGAUUAAGCAGAAACUGAAUAACAUAUCCCGUUCGUUGCUUAUGACCUUAAGGCAAGCUCUUAUUGACUCUGACAGCGAGAAUCUUUAGUUCAGCCAGCAGCGGCAAGCGCAUAUACGGUCCGCAUAACGCUACAUGUAGAUGGACACAGGGGUCAACCCCUGCUCCAUUCCCAACAGCAUGAAAGGGAAUGUUUUGCAUGCGAGUGACCUAGAAUAAUGAUCUGCACGCAGAGUCUUGUUUCUGCACACAGGGGAUCCUGUUUUCUCACACAGAUUGUCCUUGGUGAAUCAAGAUGCAGGCAUAAAUACCUUGCAUUAACUAAAAUUCAGGAAAUGAAAGUUCCCCAGUUGCCCAGCCUUACAAACAUGGUAGACAAUAUUCACUGCCAGUUAUUAUAUAUUACAUUUUUCUUUCAAAUGUGCCAGUUUAUUCAAGGUGCCAGACCUCAAUGUUUCGUUUUCUCCCAUUUUCUAACCACCUAGGAAAGAUGAAAAAAACUCUUCUGAGAACGCGCUUUAUAAAGUAAAUGGUAUAGAAAUGUUUGAUUCAAAGAAAAAUUUUCAGACUUCUAAAUAACAUAAAUCCAAGUAAACGAGAACUGUUGAACAAAAGUCAGGAUGUACAAAGCAUAUGUAAUUUGCAAACCUAUACCUUUCAUUUAAAAAAAAGGCUUUAAAAGUUAUUUAUUACACUAUAAUAUAGAAAUAUAUAUUAUAUUAUAAUAUAAUAUAUAUUUAGGGAAGUUGGUUGAUAUGCAUACUUUAUUCAAAUAGGGUUCUUUUAGAUUACAGUAUUUUAUUUUAAAGUGAUAAAAAUUACAUUUUUCUUAGUUACCUGCAUUAAGGAAAUUGUAUAUUAUGUGUAUAUUAUGUAUUGUGCAAUAUUUAUGUUAACAUUUAAAAAAUCAUUGUUGAAAGAAUCUGCUACCAUUCAGAAAUCAAAAGUAUGUCUAUACCUGUAUAUUAUUUUUAAUUAAAUAACUGUAAGAAUGUGGUACUAUUUAACCAGAAAAUCAACCAACUGGAUACACUUUGUGAAGCCAUAAGUAGUCAUGUUUUCUUAGGUUAGACUUAUUUGCAAAAAUAAAUUUUAAUAAAAUUAAAUAAUAGUUUAAAAACCUUUUUAGUUGUAUACCAGUAGAAGAAAUGUUUUAAAAAGUAUAAUACAAUCUCUCAUGGGAAGACCUCCUUUUUAUCAUCAAUUAAUGUUAAAUUAAUUAUUUGCUUGACAAUUGGACCACGUGACCUUUUUUCCCCUACUGACUUACGUGUUGUGGAAACGCAGUUGUCGUUUUGGUUAAGUUUUAGCAAUCUGUCUGCAUGUCACAGUGUGAAUCUGAACGUGAUGCAUGCUUGUGCUGUAACGCUUAUUAUUUCUUUGUUAGCUGAAACAGGCAUCAAAGCGUGUAUGUUUGGUAAGCAAAAGUGAAGUGUUGGGUGAACAACGGGAGUGCCACCUUCAUUUUGUUAGCAUGGAAUGUCAACUCAAAAGGAGCCCCGUAGUGAAAGCAUUCCAAAAUAUGCGCAAGGCCCAAGAAACUGAUUGAAUUAGUCAAUAAAUUAUAGUGAAAAUCGACCGUGAUGUAUCUACUUGCUUUAUAAGUUGUUUCAACACAGACUUGUGCAUCCAUUUAAUAUUUUGUACUUGCAAAACUGUGACCCAGACGUGUAAAAGCUGAAUCAUGUUUCAGUGUUGUUGUUUUUUUCUUGUUCUACAAUUUAAGCCAUAAUGCAUUAACUUAGUUUUCCGCUGCAGUUUUCAUGAAAUGUUCAUAAAAAAUAGGCACUAUAUAAUACUUAGGACUGCAUUCAAGGUAAGGUAGGAUUUUCCAGCUCCCCUAAAUCAUUACUGCUGAAACUACUGUGGAAAUUGUGAAGCUGCAUGAAUGGAGAGAUUUUUGACUCAGUGUUUAUGGUAGUUUUCUCAGGUUUAGUUUUAAAUGGAUGUUAAAUGCACUGUUUUAUAAUGUUAAUAAAUUUUAAUAAUAUAUUCACUUCUAUGCAGUGUUACAUGUCAUUGGCAUUUGGUGAAUGUGCAUGUUCUGAACUGCAAAUUUUAAUUGUUUUGUCUUCUAAUUGUUAAACAAUAAACCUUGCCAUUAAGUA